This is a messenger RNA of Amoebophrya sp. A120, 6111 nucleotides long. The record is from the annotation of a GenBank genome assembly. NCBI's taxonomy places the organism in Eukaryota, Dinophyceae, Syndiniales, Amoebophryaceae.
GAUUUGAAUUUAUUCUUGACUUCCUAUAUUAAUGCCAGAAGUAGAGCAGGAGCAAGAGCCCAAUCUAAUACUUGACUUUUUGCGAAAUGCACAACAACUACACGGAGAUGUUUCCGUUCAUGAUUAUGUUUGCGAAACAAGCUAUGACAAUCAGAAGGAUAUCAGCCGCAGCGGUUCUUAUCCGCGUCAUCCUAUUCGCCGCUACUGUGCCCGACCUAGCAGUAGAUGCCGUUAGUCUGACCGCAAAUGAAGAGUACAGGCGUGAUUAUUUGCGACUGCAAGGACCACAGCGGGCGUCGACACCGACUUCAUCCGAUUCCGAUGUUGAGCUCCGCCAGCAUUACACCGCUACCGCUGUUCCCGACACCUGCGACGGAUGUGCGGACGAUCUCUGUCGAAGGAUGCGAAAGUGCGACAGGCGCCUGGCUGCCCACGGACUUUGUUCCCUAUCGCAGGCCGCGAUCUGCAGCCUGGCCACCGCGGGUGUGGCAGUCCUGGGAGUCGGGGCUUGGAAUAUGUUCAAACCAGUGCCGCCGUGUCGGACUUAUUUGUACAUUCCCGGCGGACUACUUGAAGAGUCGGCGGCAAGCGCAAGCAGGAACUCACUCGAAGUCCCAGCAACAUCUUCUACUUCACGAGGUGCAACCACAGGCGGCCCUGACGGCGUUCAUCAGCCCGUUUCUCGUGGUGGACGGCUACUCCUGCAAGUAGAGGAAGCAAACCGGCGGUUGGCUGAUAGGGAGGAGGUUCCUGAUGCGAAACAACGUCGGCCACGCUUUCUGGCUGCGGCAAUGACAGAACAUUCGGGCGCAUCGCCGAAGGACACCCUCACGGAGAUUCCCGGGUACAGGCUUUUCAAGCACCUUUUGGACGCGGGGGAAAGUAGUGACAGCACUGUCACGAAGAAAUUCAAUUACCCGGAUAUCUUUCAGAGCGACGUGUGCUCGGAUCUGAUCAUUCCACAAAACGCGGCCGAAUAUCAAGACGAUGUGGCCAUGCCCGCCUACGUGAAGUGCGAUCCCAGGAAUUUGGACGAGUGCCUCAUACGAAGCGGAAAAUUUUCUUGUGGUCUUGUGUAGAAAAUGUUCUUGGAAUUGCAUGGCUGAGUGUGAUAAUGAUGAAACCUGAUGAACAUGAAGCAGAACUGAUGGCGAUGCCAGUGAUGAAGAUGUAAGGACUGGAUCUGAUUGGGUGUCUGUCUAGAUCUAGAAGGUAAGUAAACUACGAGCAGUGCAUCGGAACAUCACGUCGUGACACACAGAUUGAUAUUGAAUUUUCGCGUGCAUAUCCGUCCCACAUCGAAUAUCGAGCGCACGGGUACCUGCCCCUGGAACUCUACACAAAAUUGGCGGGCGACCUAACAGCGAACCCGGAAAAAUAUUUUCCAGGCAGCGUGAUCUUCCGAGCGCCCGGAGUUGAAUUGCAAACUUUCCUCGAGCAAGGCCUGAAAUCGUCCUUCGUCAGCAGCUCCUCGCCUGCUUCGCUGAUGCAAGAACAGCUCGCAGCAGGAGCAGCACUCGACGGCCCUACCGAUUCGAUUUCUGACAUCGAGGUGCAAUCCCCCCGACAGGCGCGGUCGCUGCUGGCCACGGGACGGGCCAACUAUCUCCCGGCAUUCACUGAAAAAAUCUACCCGAUGCUGGAAGCGCGGCUGAUCAAAGCUCUGGCCCCUCUGGGAUUUAAGGACGUCAUGCUUGCCCGCGAAGCACUUUUUGGCCAGAAAGACGAACAAGGCGGGUUAAUAUUUCCACCAGGAAAUGGUGGAGGACUGGCGAACCCGCUGAAAGCCACGAAAAGCGACCAGGUGGAGUUUCUGGUGGCAAAGGCGAAGCGAGAGCCGGCUUUUUUGCGGAAGUUCAAAAAUCCAACCGCCUUUCAGGUUUCCGAGGCCGCGGCCGUGGACCAGGCGUCCGUGGUGACCGACUUGCAUGAAUUUUUCUCGAACCUAUUGGAGAUCUGCGAGCACCUCACCUUCGACACGCAGCAGACCAUCGGAUUUGCGUACGACGAACCUAUUCUCAUGUUUGCCAACGCAAUGGGGGAAGAUCUGCCGGAUGCCACCACGGACCCGCGGCUGUACCCCCCGCACGCGGCGAACUGGAAGGUGAGCGGCACGGACGCGGACCCGGAGUACUUACUCUAUUCUCCCGUCGAGAUGGCAAUCUUGAAGGACCGGCGCGAGCUCAACGCGGAAGCCCUGUCGCCCACAUGUUCCCCUUUCGGCAAGAUCCGGACACACGCCGGGUACAACGACGAGUGCGGUCAGGACAUGGUCCAUAUCGAGCGGCAGCCGCCUGCCUUUUUGGGAAUGGCAGACAAGGAACAAGUAGUGCUCCCGCCGCGAGGUGGACCGCCCCAGCAGGCCCAGGAAAUAAGAACCGCAGACAACAAGAAUAAUUCAUCUACCUCGAGCGGAGCAACUGCAUCUUCUUCAGCUUCGGCAGGAGCUGGAGCUACAGGCUCUUCGGGGAUAAAAAACGUAGGUCAGUGGUGGUUUUCGUUCCAGGCCAGGCUCGAAGCAGCCGCGACAGAGCGGGCACAGAACUUGGUCGCGCAGCUCGUCAAGGCCAGUCCCUCGCCAGUGCUUUCGGAUGGCAGCCUGGUUGCGCCGUGCGGGGACGUGGAGCGCCAGCCCCCGCCGCCCGAGGAUGACAACUCCAGACGGCUUCUGGCGAUCAUGGAGCAGGGGAAAGAUGAAAUGAAAAAGGAUAUGCUGAGUGCUGGUGAAGAGCCGGACGGUGGGAAUCGGGACCGGACGGGGUCCUCACCGCAGCGCAUUUGUGUCUCGCGCCGAGAAGACGACGAGGUUGAUGACGCGAUCACGUCUUCCGAAAGCGGGUUCCUAGCACCGAUGAGAAAGCUAUACAGCCACGGCACCGCGCAUAGUUCCGGAGGUAUAGAAAACUGCGCUCUUUGCCCCUUUUGUAAGUAACUUCUUGGCCACGCGAAACGGCGCCCCCUGCUGGUCUUUUUGUUUUUGGUUUAGAACUUGAAAAAAUGUGGUCCUCUCUUCAACUUUAAGUCCAAAUUCUAUGAAAAAAUCUGAUACUACACCGACCUCCAGGGCACUCGCACGCAUCUGGGCACCACUCUAGCACCUACGCAAUGUCUCACACGACGGGCACGCACACGCACAUCUCGGUGUCAGCCUAUCACGCGAGCAUCCACAGCCGGAUGGGACACAAUAACGUCCGAUCCGUAGUACCGUCCGUGGCGGCGGCGAAUCUGUUGCAUCACGUUUCUAUCGACCUGAACAAUGCGGAAGAACAAGCAACGGACCCGGCGACGGCAAGUUUUAGCAAGUGUUUUCGCAUCGAGGUCGUGCCCGAGGUAGAAGGUAGCAGGAGGCUGCAGGGCCUGGGGUGGCUCCUGGGUGGCGGGGGAGACCAGCAGGAACCGAAAAAGAAAAUAUCCUUCUGAAAAAUGUCGACGCAAAAACGCAGAUCGUCCAUCAAGCUCCCUAGAAAGAAGAUAAAAUGGCGCGUCAAAAGAUAAGUACUGAUACUCGAAGUGAUUGCAUGCACUGUGUAGCUGCAACAUCGUCCAAUAUUUUUGAAAAGUCCCAAUAUUUUUCGGUGCAAGGCGGCGAAGUGAGUCUCCUGCAUCUACUGCUGCUCCGCUCCUAUAUCAUAUGUGUGCAAAGCAGAACCAGAAGCUCCGCUUCACGUCACGACAGAGGUUGAACUUUGUGAUAAUCCAGCUUCGACUCAUAUCAGCGGUAUGAUAUUGUUUGAAAGCAUGCGUCAAUUUCCUCGAAAGAGAGAUUUAGAUUGAUCUCGGUGCAGCUGUCGACAUUUCUCAACCAGAACCUACCGCGGAGGAGCUGGUGCCGUGGAACGAGUUGUAUGGGAACGUCUCCAAGGAUCUUACCACGCUGCUGCGAAAGUAAGUAUGUAUCAGACUUGAAUUCAUCGUGCAUGGAAAAUCAAAAUCUUGAUUUUUUCAAAUCAAAAGUCUCACUCUGAAUUUUUCUCCGGCUUGUUAUUUCCGGUUGCUGUCAUGUGCUGCCACAGAGACAGAAAAAGCGAAUAAAAAAGUGAACCGGCGGAAAAAUCUUCGAAACUACAGAUACAAAUCCGCUGCUAUUUACGAAGACACCCUGAAAAAACGGAUUUUGGACCGAACUACGGACUUCGUCAGUACCGUGCUCACGCCGUUGUUUACGACUACAGUGUAUAAACGCAUGCUAUUUUUGAACCCAUCAAAGAACCAUUCUCAGCUGCGCUGUGGUUCUUGUACGUUGUGAUAAAUACGCACUUUUUUAUUCCUUCGUACAUGAAAUAAGCAGACAGUGUCUGCUUAUUUCAUGUCUGCCAGACACUAGUGUCUGCCAGACACUAGCACACUUGUGCUCCAAGGACGACGAGAACGUCAGCGCUACGAUUUGAUGAAACACCUUCCUGCUAACACAACGCACAGCAUCUUCGAGAACCUUUUCAACCCUUCGACGUGGGUGGUUGACGCUUUCUUAUCCGGCAGAAAUUUUCUCGAGAAUUCGAACCCUCUGCGCGAUAUUUUAUUUGGCCGCACGUUUGUCUUUCUGGACGGAGGAAAGGUCUUUGAGGAAUUUCGCCGCACCGACCUGUUCCAGGGAUUUCGCUACCCAAUGACGGAACCGCCUCCAGAAAGUAGCAGCACCGCGGACAGUGGCGAAGGGGAAAAAGUCUUGGAGGUAAAGAUACAUUUACAUAAGCAAGAACUGCAGUGUAAUACUGUCAUCUGGGACAUGAGUUCCUCAUGACGUUCUUUCGGUUCCUUUUCUAUAUCGUGAACUAAAAUUUAGGAAUAGUGGACAAGAAUUUGACGAAUUUUACUACUUACAAUAGGACUAUGAGACUAUGAUUGGACUUUUUCAAGAACAACAAAACAGUUCCGCAUUCCGCCGCUGAUGGGUCGUCGCUUGGUCUUGAAAAAGACCCAACGACUGGUACCAAGCGCGACCAUAUGGAUUGCAAAAAUGUCUGGGUCUGGAAGAAUGCAUGAGUUUGUCAUGCAGAUUUUGCAUGACCCAUGAGGUCUGUGAUGCAUGCCCUAGCAUCAGAGAUUGUGCGAGGGCUUUCUGAUGCUCAUACCGCAUGAGAAAUGCCCUCUCCGCGUAGCACAAAUUACACCUCUUUUGCUGUUCAUGCAAUACAGAUUCUAUGUAGAGGCCAAACGCAGCAUCACAAGUUGCAUUCUUCCAGACCCAGACAUUUUUACAUUUGAUAGACCACGAUGGGAAUAGAAGCGGGAGUAGAGCCGGGUAGCGGUAGCGGAGGAGGGGAAAACGAAAAGCCUGAUAAAAUAAACUACGGGACGCUCCUCGCCGUUACGGAGUUUACGGUGCAGGCGGUGCAGUACCAUCACACCCACGACCUUAACGGUAUGGGGUUCUCAAGCGUUACAUUCUCAACUGUUACAUGAUUUGUCAUGCAAAAUGACCAUGACCCGCCAGACGAUCAAGCUGCUUCGCAUGACAAAUUCUCGGAGGGCUAAAUAGCACUGCAGUCCGCACCAAACCUGUAAUGCAAGACGCGCAAGAUUCUCCAUCUUGCCUGUGCUAGUCUUGCAUUACAAAUUCAUGUAACAGUUGAGAAUGUAACGUUUGAGAACGCCAUACACGGCAAGGGCCCGCUGGACGCGUCCUCCUUCGAUCGCCCAGUGUACUUACGUCCGGCCGCGUCUGGCCCCGUCAUGAUGAAACCUUUUCCAGAGUUUGGAGAGCUCAGUGCCUAGUGGUAGAAGAUGAAGAUCUUCACCGCACAUUUACAGAAGUUAGUAUGGACAAACUUAGUGUCCUGUAUGUGCAAAAGAAGCUGCUGCUGCAUCGUGUUGCAUUUUGUGCUCGGUGGAACAAGAAUGAAUCACCUUCGUUUCUAAUAAAAGAUAUUUCCAGGGAAUACGAGCUAAACUACGACGUAAAGCGAAAGAACGCAGAGAAAUUCACGGAUUCGCACAACCCCCUAUGCCAUGAGCAUGAAGGGUUGUUUCGACAAACUAUGUAUACGAUACUGCUUCAUACUUUUGCAUGAUGGAGUCACCAGGUAAAUUAAUAGGAUCAUGAUUAUCUACAUCUUUGACCGAAAAAAACAUGUUCGUCCAAACUAACUGGCCGACAAAGACCCUCUGGUC